AUGGAUGAUAUUUUGGCCAAGUCUUUUUGGUAUGCUCCGGAGGUGGGUUUCUCUUUUUCUAAUUCCUUAGGUAGGUCGGGAGGAUUACUCAUUUUAUGGAAUGAUAAAGUGGAGGUUGUGAAUAGCUUUAAAGGAGAGGGAUACUUGGGUAUUAAAGUUUGUUGGGAGAAUGAGAUGUAUUAUGUGGUAAACGUUUAUUCGCCUUGUACGUUGAUCAAAAAAAUUGUGUUAUGGAAGAAGUUGCUCAAGUUGAAGGAGACUUUCAAGGAUGGGGAAUGGAUCAUGGGAGGGGAUUUCAACGCGAUAAAAAAUUGUAGAGAAAGAAAGGGGCGAGCGGUGAAUGUGAAUAAAAGAGAAGUGGAGCUUUUUGCGGAGUUUAUUGAUAAAAGUGCUUUGGUGGACAUUCCUUGCAAAGGGAAAAAGUUCUCUUGUUUUAGCGGGGAUGGGAAGUCGAUGAGUAGAAUCGAUCGCUUUAUCGUUUCUAACAAAGUGGUGUCUAAUUGGGAGGUUACGGGUCAAUUCAUUGGUGAUAGGGAUAUUUCGGAUCAUUGCCCCAUUUGGAUUUUGAAGGAUCAACGGAAUUGGGGACCUAAACCUUUUAAAUUCAAUAACGAAUGGUUUAGUUUUGAUUCCUUUAUUCCUUUUGUGGAGAAAGAGUGGAAAAGUAUGAAGGUGGAAGGAAGAGGGGAUUUCGUGCUAAAAGAAAAACUUAGGCUCCUAAAAGAUAAGUUAAGAAUUUGGAACAAAGAUGUGUUCGGUAGAAUUAAUUUGGAGAUGGAGGAUGGAGUUAGUAGUAUGAAUUUGGCCGAUGACAAACUCGCUUCCGAUGAUUUUAUCAACUUCGAAAGCAUUAUGGAUUUAGAAAGGAAGCUUGUAGUAAGUUUUGGAGGAAUUUAA
This is a messenger RNA of Vicia villosa (hairy vetch), 897 nucleotides long. RefSeq lists its product as uncharacterized. The transcript has a single exon. NCBI's taxonomy places the organism in Eukaryota, Viridiplantae, Streptophyta, Magnoliopsida, Fabales, Fabaceae. Bases 1 to 897 code for a protein of 298 amino acids. The record is from RefSeq and is a predicted model, not a curated record.